Molecule: messenger RNA, 1002 nt
Organism: Fusarium tjaetaba
Lineage: Eukaryota; Fungi; Ascomycota; Sordariomycetes; Hypocreales; Nectriaceae
Exons: 1
Coding region: 1-1002 (333 amino acids)
Source: RefSeq, a predicted model, not a curated record
AUGAUCGACAACUUGACAUUGCUGCACGAGAAUAAGACCCUACUAGAAUGCAUGUUUCUGGCUACAUAUGCUGUGGACGAUUUAUGCUCGGGUACCAAGCUAUCACUUCGAACCCAGCGGAUACUCUGCACCAUCCUCUCGUCUCUAAACAGCAGUCUUCGUGAUGCUUCAGGGCAACAAUCCCACACCACGAUAUUUAUCAUAUUGAUUCUUCUCUUUGCAGCUGAGUCGUUUCAUGACUUUGAUGCUGUUUCAACACACCUUGAGGGACUGAGGAGAUUGUUGGAACUGCGCGAGACGAAGCCGGUGCCCUUGGACUCUAAACUGUUGUUCAAGAUCCAGCAGGUCGAUCUUAGAAUGUCGUUGGCGACAGGUCGUCCGCUAUACUUCCCUUUCGACUAUUCCUGCUCACAACAGCCUGUUGGCGUCAUCAGUCCGCCAAGAAUUAUCCCCUGGCUGGUGGUACAUCCUGCACUGAUGACCUGUUAUCAGACAUUGCGAGCUUUGUCGAAUCAUGCGAACAAGCGUCAAGCCUCAAAAGUUGGAACCCUUCUAAACUGGGCUGCUUUCCAGUCUCAAGUUAGCACAAGUCAAACUCAUCUCAUAGCUCUUGAGAGCAGUCAGCUACCUGUCGAGUCUGAGGCUCUGCGACUCGGCAUGCUUGCCUUCUUAUCCACACUCUCACGUAGCCCGGCACGGAAGUCUCACCUACCAACUUUUACCUCACAGCUUGAGGAGUGCUAUGUUGCCAUGAAACAAGAGCAAGAUUUCUACUUGCCAUUGCUUAUUUGGCUGAUGUUGAUGGGAUAUAUGUCUACCAUCGAUACAUCCAGCUUGAUAUCAUUAACAGUCUGGAAAUCUUUUGUUGAGCCCGACUUGACUUGGAAGGCUGCACAAGGAAUUAUCAGUAAGCUUCCAUGGAUUGAAGUAAUUCAUGAUGAACCGGGAGAAAAAGGCUUUAGACACUUACAGACUUGGGAUGACGAAUCAGGGCGUCACUAA